This is a messenger RNA of Pteronotus mesoamericanus, 3428 nucleotides long. It is a transcript of the gene SINHCAF, whose product is annotated as SIN3-HDAC complex associated factor. The coding region runs from base 1116 to 1781 and encodes 221 amino acids. Gene Ontology annotation, biological process: negative regulation of cell migration. Lineage: Eukaryota; Metazoa; Chordata; Mammalia; Chiroptera; Mormoopidae. The record is from RefSeq and is a predicted model, not a curated record. The transcript is spliced from 7 exons. Gene Ontology annotation, cellular component: Sin3-type complex.
UCUUGGGGUAAUUAGCAAAUUUCACCUGUUUCUUUGUGCUACACACAGUCAGCAACUGGCUGGAACUUAAGACUUAGUUCCUGCCCUGCAACAGUUUACCACUGAGUAGAAGAGACAAUACAGUAAAUAAAUAUGUGAAAUCCUGUGUGUUAGAUGCUCUAAUAAAGGACUGGAAAGGUUUUGUAAAAAGAAAGAAUUUCCCUGGUUAAGGGGGUGGAGGAGAGACCAUCUCAGACAGAAGUAACAGCCUGAGAUGUGUUACUAGUUAUUAAAGUUGGUUUGACACCCUGGAAUAUCAGAAUUCCAGGCUGGGAGCAGCGGGAAGGCAGGACCAGCCUGCAAAGCUUUGAAUUUCUUGCCAAGGAUUUUAGAUAUUAUCUGGAAGCCAGUGUUGGUCCCUUGGAAGAGAUGAUUAAUACUUGAACUUGAAGAUACCACCUGUUUGAAGACUGCAGAGAAGUCAGUUGUGAGACCCUGAGAGGAGUUCAAGCACCGUGAUGGGAGGCAAAGAGGCAGGAAUUAGAAGAGUAACUUGGUUUCACAGCCAUUUUGUAUUCUUAGUUUUCUUCCAGAGAUCAGGUAGGUUAUUUUGUUUGUUUGUUUUGUUAUUUUAAAGCGUUAGUGGGUCCGUAGAGUUUCUGAAAAUUCUUUCAGUUCAUCUCUGGGCUCCCGAAAGCUCAAAAUGGUUAAACACCAAUCUCUGCUUAAUGGGGUUGCUGUAAACAAAGCCCAAAGUGAAACCCCUGUGUAUUCUCUGCAGAUUCCCAGGUGCCUCUCAAGUACAGAAAUAAGUGCAGAAAUGGUUUAAUAGGUUUAUUAAAUAAUCUUUUAAAAGUUUCACGUGCUACUUGUGUCGCAUUAGGACAAGUGUCUGACACUACUGUAUUUAAUACUUCUGAGAAGAGGAUGCACCCUAGUAUUUAGAUCCCUCUUGGAUGUUUGGGCAGAAGAAUUUUGUCAGGACAGACAUAAGCUCACAGAGCUGCAUAAAGGAUCGUCAAUCAGAAGACACCAAGCUAUUUUAUAUUCCCCGAUGUUUUAAGAAAAAUAUUCUUCAAACUGAAGAGUGAAAUAUCUUGCAGGGGUUACUGUUGGACUACUGCCCAGAAGAAAAGAUGUUUGGUUUUCACAAGCCAAAGAUGUACCGAAGUAUAGAAGGCUGCUGUAUUUGCAGAGCUAAGUCCUCCAGUUCUCGAUUCACUGACAGUAAACGUUACGAAAAGGACUUCCAGAGCUGUUUUGGGUUGCAUGAGACUCGUUCAGGAGACAUCUGUAAUGCCUGUGUCCUGCUUGUGAAAAGAUGGAAGAAAUUGCCAGCAGGAUCAAAAAAAAACUGGAAUCAUGUGGUAGAUGCAAGGGCAGGACCCAGUCUAAAGACUACACUGAAACCAAAGAAAGUGAAAACUCUAUCUGGAAACAGGAUAAAAAGCAACCAGAUCAGCAAACUGCAGAAGGAAUUUAAACGUCACAAUUCCGAUGCUCACAGUACCACCUCAAGUGCCUCCCCAGCUCAGUCUCCUUGUUACAGUAACCAGUCAGAUGAUGGCUCAGACACAGAGAUGGCGUCAGGCUCUAACAGGACGCCUGUUUUUUCCUUUUUAGAUCUCACAUACUGGAAAAGACAGAAAAUAUGUUGUGGGAUUAUCUAUAAAGGCCGUUUUGGGGAGGUCCUCAUUGACACACACCUCUUCAAGCCUUGCUGCAGCAAUAAGAAGGCAGCUGCCGAGAAGCCGGAGGAGCAGGGGCCGGAGCCUCUGCCCAUCUCCACUCAGGAGUGGUGACUGAGGGUUAUGUAGAAGGGGAACAAAAAAUGAUUUACAUUUUAGGGGGAAAAAAACCCACAGUGACAAAAUGACCCUCCUAUUUUUACCUUGGUUACCUGCUAUUCUGCCAAAAGACAAUUUCUAGAAUAGUUCUGAAUGGGUUAUUUUUCCUUCAUCUUUACAAGCUCCACAAACUAUGAAGCCAGUGUCUAGCUAACUAAAAAAAAGACAUGUACAUAAUAUUUAAGAUGCUGAGUAUUUCAUAGGAAAGCUGAAUGCUGCUGUAAAGUGCUCUUUAAGUCUUUUUCUUUUAAAUCCCCUUCUAAUGAAUGAAACUAGGGGAAUUUCAGGGGACUGAGAUGGGAUUUGUUGUAUGAUAAACGUACGUAGUUUUAGUCUUUCUAUAUUGAGAAGCAGUGGUUGGGGCAUUUUUAAAGACAGCUGACUACACUUAGUUUCUUCAUGAUAAUAAAUUUGUCAUAACUCAGUAACCUGGACUUGCCCCUAGAGGUAGUUGUUAAUAAUUUUGAAAUAUUAAGGUCUGGCCAAGGUUCUGAUGAUUCAAACCUAUACUACUGAAUAUUAAGCAGGACAGACUAGCUCUCUGCAAAUACCUUGAAGGAGUAAUUUCUAAUUAUACAAAGAGGUAACUGGACUGUAUAUGUUGUAUCCUGUGUCACCUCCCUCAUACUGAUAUUUGAUGAAGAUUUUAAUUUAUAUGAAACUUCUAAAGCAGAAUCAAAGCUCCUCUUGGGGAAAUGUCAAGUCUUUAGGAUGAAUAGUCUUACAUGAAUAGUACCAAAGCUUUACCACAUGAUAGAGAACACACUCUAUUAAAAAUGUUAAAUUACCUGAAGAAUAAAAUGUGCAAGCCUGUGGGAUGGCAUAAAAAUAACAAAGAAUAAUGCUUCUUGGGGCACAUUUCUUAGAGGGCUUGCCGAGUGUGUAAAUAAUUGACUUUUGUUUGUUACAUGACUGGUGACUUCAUUGAAAAUCUCCACAAUUCAGUUUUAGCUCUGGAUUACUUCAGUUGACCUUUGUGAAGGUUUUUUCUGUGUAGAGUGUUCAACUUCUAAUCUAUUAGGGCUUUGGGGUUUUUUUCACUAUGUUAAAGUAAAAUUCUAAUAAAAGAAAGAGGUGUGUUAAUGCUGAGUGGGUUCGUUUUGGUUUGGCUUCUUUUAGUCAAGCUUUCUGAACACUGAGAUGUUAGAUGAUAAAUCCUGAACGUGAGGCCCUUCAAUUCUAAGAUCUUUAUUAAAAGCCUGCUACUGGAACCCAAACCAAAGUAUGUUCAUUGCCUCUUUUCUCAAAAGUUCAUGAAAUAUAGUACCAGUUCACACUUUUACUAACAAGGAAGGAUCAUUUGCCUACCUUAUAAUGAAAUGACUCAGUGCUUAUUUUUAAAGUUGGAUUUAAAAAAUUGGAUAGUAUAAAUAACAAUAAAGGAGUGAGCCACUUUUUAUGGGCACCCUGUAGUUUUAUAGUUUUUAAUCUAAACUUAAAAUUUUAUAUUCCUUUUGGAAGAAACUACAAGCCACCGUGUGUACAGACUCAACAGUGAGUUGGGUCAGCUCUCCCACAGCCUUUAAGGUGUAUGACAAGAGUCUCAGCCAUGUUCUCAUCUUCCUGAGGUAUUUUGAAAUGGUUCCUUUUUUUUUUUUUUUU